AUGUUCGGUGCUUGGAUUUCGGAGGUGCCAGCGGGGCAGAUAAGGACCGCUUCCUGGUGUCUGGGGGGAGGAGGCGCGCCCCCGCCCCUCGUUCGGAACGCUCUCUAUCUCCAGCCCCUCAGAGGAAGUCGCGGCGAAGAAGCUGCUUCCAGGCCCAGCGCGCCUCUCCAGGUGCCCGUCCCGCUCCCGCGGCGCCUUCGUCCGGGAGGCUCUUCGCGGCGGCCGGACCCGGCCGACUUCCCUUCCAGCCGAGGCGCCUCCUUCCGCUCAGCGCCGCGCGGCUCCGUUCGGGACGUGUCCGCGCCUCCGCGACCACCGGAGCCACUUCGGGACGAUGCUGGGGCCGCCGGUGAGUGCGCGGUGCAGCGGCCGCGUCUCGGUCCCCGGGCGCCGCCGCCCUCCGUCCCGGGCCACCUCGUGGGGCCCGCGCGCCCAGGACACGCGGGGGCCGCCGAGGGGCCCGGGCGCCGUCACAGGCACUCGCAGCCCGCGGCGCAGCAGCCCGGCCGGCACACGCACACGCGCACCGCGCACCCGCGGCCCACGCGGACCCCUGCUCGGGGCGGUGGUCAGCACCCAUCCUCCGGGCGGGGGCGCGGGGUCUGGGCGCUGGUGGCCGGCGUCCUGCUGGCGCUGUCGCCGGGCCGGGCGGGGGGCGCCCCGAGGGCGGGCCGGCGGCCGGCGCGGGCGCGGGGAUGCGCGGACCGGCCCGAGGAGCUCCUGGAGCAGCUGUACGGGCGACUGGCGGCCGGCGUGCUCGGCGCCUUCCACCACACGCUGCAGCUGGGCCCGCGCGAGCAGGCGCGCAACGCCAGCUGCCCGGCCGGGGGCAGGCCCGCCGACCGCCGCUUCCGGCCGCCCACCAACCUGCGCAGCGUGUCUCCCUGGGCCUACAGGAUCUCCUACGACCCCGGCCGCUUCCCCAGGUACCUGCCCGAGGCCUACUGCCUGUGCCGGGGCUGCCUGACCGGGCCGCACGGGGAGGAGGAUGUGCGGCUGCGCAGCGCCCCGGUGCUUGUGCCCGCAGUGGUCCUGCGCCGGACCCCAGCCUGCGCGGGCGGCCGCGCCGUCUAUACCGAGGAGUACGUCACCAUCCCCGUGGGCUGCACUUGCGUGCCCGCGCCGGACAAGGAUGCAGAUGGCGCCAACUCCAGCCUGGACAAGCCGGCCCGGCCCUGA
Messenger RNA from Lipotes vexillifer (Yangtze River dolphin), 1179 nucleotides. Lineage: Eukaryota; Metazoa; Chordata; Mammalia; Artiodactyla; Lipotidae. The record is from RefSeq and is a predicted model, not a curated record.